Dermacentor andersoni is the source of this 3023-nucleotide messenger RNA. NCBI's taxonomy places the organism in Eukaryota, Metazoa, Arthropoda, Arachnida, Ixodida, Ixodidae. The record is from RefSeq and is a predicted model, not a curated record.
GUGCAGAAUUGAGAAUAAAGGGGUGCUAUGCAUACGGCCGGUGACGCGGCCAUGUUAUGGUGGCUAGAAGGGGGACGUGACGCCGGCAUAUCCGCCGAGAAUCCUCGCGUUCAUGCGCUGCCGCAAAGGCCACGGUGGCGCUGCGGUCAGCUUGGCGAUGCAGUCACACGGUUGCGCGCAUGUGCAGCUUCCCGCGGUGACUGGCCGGCGCGACAGCGUUCCUGUUUCUUCGCGGCUGCCAAAGUGUUCUCUUGUUUAUGGCAAUAUGUGUUUCGCUGCUGACAUGUUAAUGUGAGUGUCGGACUUCGCCGAACAGAUGAAUUCCAACGCAAAAAACGCCAGGCAGCGUCACUGCUGCGCCCCUGGCUGCACGUCCGGCUAUGUGUCGUCGAGGCAGCAGAGUCAGCGUGUGUCUCUUUUCUGUGCCGAAGGACCCUGCACGCUUCGAAGCUUGGCGACGAGCCGACCCCCGUGCCGCCAAAUCAUUGGACGCGAAGUCGGCGCUAUGUGAGCGUCAUUUCGACGAGCAGUUUAUUGAGCGUUGUUUCACGCACAUGAUAAACGGUGAAACUGUGCAGAUUCCGCGAGAGCGGCAGGUGCUGAAACCCGACGCGGUUCCAACCGUAUUCCCCAAUGUUCCCGCAUAUAUCUCGAAGAAAGUGCCGAAGAAAAGGACAUCAAGAACUUCAACCUGCGGUUUGCCUAAGGAGAUCCGGCGCCAGGAAUCAAGCGUGUCUGUUUGUGCAAACCAACGGACUCGGGUGCAGAAAGCGAUUUUAACCAAGUGCCAGAAAUUCCUUAUGUUCGCAAGUGUGAUCUUCCCAGUGCUUACUGGGCUAGACACCUUAUUGCUGGAGCCGGCAACGUCACGGUGUUUAGCGUGUGCGCUCUAGAAGGUGAGAACAUAUAUUUUCAAAAGUAUGUGCUGAUAACAUCAAAUGAGAAGACAGUUCAGGCGACGGUUUUUGUGCGAGCCACAAAAGUCAAAACUGUUCAUAUUAGUGACAUGGAAAUGGCAGAAGAGUUGCUUCGCAACGUGGACUCCUUGAUCCAAUGCAGAGGAUUUGGUAAAACUGGCGAAUUUGAAGCAAACGCCAAGCGCAAUGACAAGACCUGUGGUAGCAGAACUUUCAGCUCAUUCUGCCGCGGAGUUGCUCAGACGCCAGAAAAAGCCUGUGCACAGUGCAAGCAACUCAGGAGACUGCUGCUUAAUCAGGCAUCCUACAGAAGAAGAAAAGUAAAAACCGGGGUCCAGUCGCUUUCGUAUAGGUUGAAGCUGCGAACAGCAGAAGCGAAAAGGCGCAGGCUAAGUGUCCUUCGAGCCAAAUUACGCAUUGAGCAGAGUUGAAGUAAAAGAAUACGCAGCUUGAUUCUGCGGUCUUUGAGGAAGCAGUCAAGACCUUACCCAUGAAGCAGCAGCAGCAGGUCAAGGCGUGCUUUCCAGCAUCGAAGAGAAAAUGUACGAAAGGAAUGAAGUACGAAAGUGAGUGGGCGCUGGAGUGCUUGAUAAUGUACGUGAAGAGCCGCAGACUAUGAGCACAUACGCAGAAACAAAAUAAUGACCUUGCCUUCUCGAACAUCCUUACGCCGAUAUCUAAAGAGUUACAGGAGUGGGUUCGGCCUUAGCGAGAAGGUGUUUGGUGCCGUGGCAGAAAAAACUAAAUCAAUGGACUCAUUCCAGCGCCAUGGCGGACUCCUAAUUGACGAGAUCAAGCUAUUCGAAAGCUUGAGCUUAGCAUCCAAUGGCAUAAUCGAAGGUUUUGUGGACCUUGGAAAGUUCACAUGAAAGUGAGCGCGCCAUGACAUGCGACCAUGGCCUUGUUUUGUUUUUGCCUUUUACUGAAAUGUGGCACCAGAUUAUUGGCGUGUUUGCAUCCCAAAGCAAUGUGAAGUCGGACACUUUAGGCAGAAUAAUCCUCGAAGCUGUGGUCAUGUGCGAAAAUGCCGGCUUGCACGUAGAUCUCAUCACUACUGAUGGAGCUGCGUGGAACAGGUGUAUGUGGCACUCGUUUGGCACACACGGCCGAAAAGAAAACACGGUCUGUAGAAGGCAGCACCAUAAUGACCCAGAACGCUUCCUGUUGUUCAUAUCUGACUUUCCGCAUCUCGUGAAGUGUGUCAGGAAUGAUUUUGUUCGAACAGGUUCAAAGCUACCAGAAGCCCGUGCCAGUGUUGAUCCUAUUGAUUGUGCCCGAAACCUUGAUGAACAGCACGACACGACCCUCAGAGCCAUGCCUCAUAUUAAUAAAUCAGUCGUGCGGCCGAACGGUUUCGAGAAAAUUAGGGUUAAUUACGCAUUCAGGCUUUUCAGUGAUGAAACACUGAGAGGUCUUUUCUUGUAUAAUGAACAGAUUGAAGAAAAGCAUGGGAGCACGGCUGCAACAGUCAGCUUUGCGGAAAAAAUUAGAAGGCUGAUUGAGGCCAUGACAUCAAGGUGCAGCUUAGAUGCACUCAGGCCUGGAGGUACACACGAGAAGUGCAUUGAAAGUUUUUUGGCUUACUUGGACGCAUUGGAAGCAGCUCCUGGCCCUGAAGGCUUCCUUAGUCGCAUUACAGCAGAGGGAUUUCGUGUAACCUUAUCAAGCACCUUGCACCUGCUCCGCUAUGUGACAACGAAGUUGAACUUCCACUACAUGACUUCCCCUUUGUGUCAGGACCCUUUGGAGAGACUGCUUGGAGUCGUCCAGCAAAUGUCUGGGUGCAAUGACCAUCCAACUCCCUCCCAAUUUCUGAUACCUGUGAAUGCUUUCAGCUUCCAGAAUUUGGCUAAGUCACCGAUGGGAAGCAAUGUACCUUCAGGACUACUAAGGAGCCUGCUGGGAGCUGAAAACAGAAACGACAAGACCACUCAAAGGAGACCGGAUGAGCUUCUGGAUCUAGGCAACCUUUAAUUAUGGGUUUUUACGUGCCAAAACCAUUUUCUGAUUACGAGGCCUUGCCGAAGCACAUGAAGUGCUAAGUGAAUGCGGCCACGGCAUCCGGCAUGCUGCCAUGGAGGUUCAAGCCAGCGAUUCCAGACUUAU